This is a messenger RNA of Chaetomium fimeti, 2548 nucleotides long. Its product is annotated as heterokaryon incompatibility protein-domain-containing protein. The coding region runs from base 436 to 2508 and encodes 690 amino acids. The transcript has a single exon. Lineage: Eukaryota; Fungi; Ascomycota; Sordariomycetes; Sordariales; Chaetomiaceae. The record is from RefSeq and is a predicted model, not a curated record.
UCGAAUGCGGGUAUAUGCGUGCAUUUGCAUACGCGCAUUCCUCACGAACGAAGGAGGCGUGCGCGGAAGGGCUGGGGUUGUAUAUGGGGGAAGUCACGUGGUACAGUCCGCGGGGACCACGGCCACAGUCUAUCUCUAGGUAUCUUUUAAGUAACGGGUAUCCGAGAAAAGCGGCUACGAGGCCGGCUCCGUUUUAUAGGCCGGGAAGAUAGGUAGGAGCCAUUCGCCGCGACUUCGAGAACCCCCAACCCAUGUUGAGACGGGAUAGGUUGCUACGUGGCCCUAUCUGCGACAUCAAUGCGGUGGGCGGACAGCGCCUUUUUACUGGACUGGGAACAACCUGAGGUCCAUGCAUGUUCGCAGCCUGACCCUAAACCUGAACGAACUUGAACAAUUUCAAUUCUCUCAUCAUCCUACCAUAUAACCUUUCUCGCCAUGGCCAUCCCGCAUCUCUCAAGCAUCUCACACGGCGUCGCUUCGUGUCUUACGUCUUUACAGGAUUACUAUAGAGGUUUUACCGCAGUCAUCACUCCGGUUACCUACUGCGGCUUCUGCCUCUUCCCACUCCUGUCGGGGGCGCGACAGUGUGAUGGCUUCGUCGACAAAUGGAGACAGCGGCCGGAAAAGAUGCCAUCUAGGACCCGUUUCCCGCUUAAGUGUAUCCAAGCAUCUGGUUCUCGUGGCUGUGUCGUCUGCGACGUCAUAUCUCGGACGCUUCGCCGCCAUUGUAAAAGGGCAGUUGUCUUUCUGGAGUGGCACGCAUCACAUCGGUACCUCGAGCUAUGCGAGAAGGAUAGCGAGGAUGCGAGAGAAACCUUUACGGGGAGCAGUGUUUUCCGCCUCUUCUUUUAUCCAACUGAAGCCACCAGUCCGGGUGCCUUCCUCCGAAGCAAUCCGUACACCUCGGAAAGCCCAAACGCCGAGGGACGCGUCGAUGCCGAAGCGUGCACUAGGUCGCUAAACUUCUGGAUGAAGGAUUGCUCAGAAUCUCACGAUGCGUGUAACAGGGCCAGGACACCAAGCCCACCACUGCUUCCAACCAGGGUUAUCAAGAUCAUAGAUAAGGGCGGAUUGCACCCCGCCGUCCAUCUUAUGGAGUCCGGCGGCAGUCGUGGGGAGUACCUGUGUCUCAGUCACUGCUGGGGGCAACUCCGCCCCGAUUGUAUCACCACGCGGGAGACGUACCAGCGCAACAAGACCGAGAUCCCCUGGUCUUCACUCCCACAGACUUUCCUGGAUGCGAUAUCCAUUACCAAGUUGCUUGGCAAGGAUCUUCUUUGGAUCGACUCCAUUUGCAUCAUCCAGGACGACGACGAGGAUUGGAGAGCUGAGGCAGCCAAAAUGUACGCAGUCUACGAGGGCUCGUUUCUCACCUUGAUGGCAACCAUGGCAAAAGAUGGACGAGGCGGGCUUCUUCGCCCAGAGAGCCCCUGCGCUCCCACAAGGAUCGAUCAUGCCUCGUGGCCCGGGCAUGGAAUCUUUCUUCAUGAGCAGCAAACCAUGCACGGGUUGGGCUGGGGCGACUUCCGAGUAGGCGGGGAACCUGACUACAAUCUCCACCCUCUUCUCGGGCGUGCUUGGGUAUUUCAGGAAAGAUAUCUAUCCCGAUGCACCGCCCAUUUCACCUCGCGCGGCAUCCUUUAUGAAUGUGACCAGGGACAGGUGUCAGACUGGAGCUUCCGCGGGCUCCCCGGUAGCCUCCAUCACAGCCUGAGAUCCCCAGCCAGGCCUGCCAACGCGCAAGGCUUCGCCGCUGAAUGGGCCAAGAUCACUUCUGCGUACUCAAAGCUGAAGUUAACAAAGCUCACAGAUAGGCUUCCUGCGCUCGCUGGGGUGGCGAGGCAACUCAAGUCCCACGCGGCAGCGUCCAGCGGCUACCGACCGGGGCGCUACCUGGCGGGACUAUGGGAAGACACCUUUCCCUGGGAUAUUAUGUGGAGUACUAGCUGCUGCGGUUCUUUCUCUAACGACGUUGUUACCCCUUCAGAGGACUAUAUUGCUCCUACCUGGUCAUGGGCAUCAUUUCCAGCGGACACUACCUCGUACAGUCGACAGAAAUGCGAUCUCUCAGUCAGAUCCAUUCAGAUCAAACUCAAAGGACCAGACGAGUUUGGCCAAGUCUCUUUCCUCGCUGUCCAAGUCUUAGCUCGGCUGGUCCCUGCAUAUUUAUGGCCCGAAGCUAUGAUGGUUGAUGGGGUUAUCGAAGACAUUGAGCACCCAUACCGACUCGAUACAGGCUUUGGGAGUUGCUCCUUUUAUCCCGACUACAACGCCAGGUGGGGUGAGGACCAUGUAUUCGAGAAUGAGACGCCGGUGGCUUGCAUCCCAGCAUAUUUAGAUGGCGCGCUAGACGGUUUCUUAGUACUUAUGAGCUUGGAUGGUUUUCCAGAUACCUUUUUCCGGAUCGGCGUAACUGCGUCUCUCGGCCAUUCCAUGCCCCAGGACCAAAAAGCACGCUGGAAGGAGUUUCUUGAUAAAAAAGAAGAGGUAGAAAUCACUCUGGUAUAGUUCAAGUCUAGUCGAGUAGCUACCUAUUUGCUGCCAAUCA